Stylophora pistillata is the source of this 1307-nucleotide messenger RNA. RefSeq names its product microfibril-associated glycoprotein 4. Lineage: Eukaryota; Metazoa; Cnidaria; Anthozoa; Scleractinia; Pocilloporidae. The record is from RefSeq and is a predicted model, not a curated record.
AUGGAAGGCGUCAAGGUACAAUUCCUUUUAAACUUGAGCUUCUUGUUGAUUUCGUUCACAAACGGAGACAUUCGAAUGAUAACACCAAACUUCAAAGCGGUUAACUUCGCCAGAGAAAUAAGAGGAAGACGCCUCAAUGGAAGUGUUAUUAGAGAAAUAGAAGUGGAUUCAGAGGGUUCUUGUCGACUGCAAUGUGUGGAAGAAGAAUCAUGUUGGACUGUUUUUCAGAGACGUUUGGAUGGCUCCGUUGACUUCUAUCUUGGAUGGGAAUCCUACAAAAGAGGGUUUGGAAAUCUGAGCGGCGAGUUCUGGCUCGGAAACGACAAUCUUCAUCGUUUAACAGCCGUUGAUGAUGUCAUCUUGAGAGUUGACUUGGAAGACUUUGAUGGGAACGUAACCUACGCUGCGUACACGACUUUUAAGGUAGCGAACGAGGCGGACAAGUACCAGCUUUUAAUUGAAGGAUACAAGGGCACGGCUGGUGACUCUAUGACAUUUCAAAGAGACAUGAAUUUUACAACGAAGGAUGAAGACAAUGAUGUUCAUGAUCAAUGGAACUGUGCCAUCGAAUACAAAGGAGCUUGGUGGUACAAAGGUUGUCACAGUUCUAAUCUGAAUGGAUUGUACCAUAAUGGCCCACAUAAUUCCUUUGCUGACGGAGUCAACUGGUUCGACUUUCGAGGCUAUCGUUACUCAUUAAAACGCACCGAGAUGAAAAUUAAGGCUCGAAUAUAAUUCGCUGCAAUAGAGGUUCAGUUUUUAACCAAAACUACAUUCUCUCAGUACUAGAGUCAGACACUUUGCCCGAUAAAAGAUUACAUAAAUAAAUAGAUAAGGAACAGUUUCACUCUAAGUAAUGCUUCUAGCCACACUUUUUAGAUCCACUCGAUGGUGGCUUGAGUUUGCCUUCCUUCUAGACGUAAACUACUGUAGCGAGAAACCGAACUGAUUUUUGGAUUGAAAUGCAGAUAGGUUUGCCGUGAAGGUUGUAAUAUUGCACGAUCGAGGUUUACAAGCCUUGAAUAAAUUCUCUACUAUCGAUGUCUGCACAUAUGAUUAGCAUCGGUUCAAAAUCUUAUCAGUUGCACAAGACCUAGUGAGUUAUGUUAAUAAUUGCAAUUUUUCUGCGACCAUGUUUUAGCCGCCUGAUAAACUGAACAGAAGAUGUUCUAGCCUUGUACUUGGAAUUGUGUUUUCAUUUUAAAUAUCUUCGGAAUUAUAAUUCAAUUUAGGUUUCAUGGUAGGAGCUUCACUAUGAAUAGUCUCAGGAGGAAGAUUAGUCUCAGAAGGAGGCGGCGUGGCCGAGU